CAAAAAGAAAACAUCCCUAAAAGAUCAAAGACAUCUACUGAAGCUCCGGAAACUAUAUCGCAACAAUUUGUUACGUCUAAUACUCUAAAUCAUACAAAUGAAGCUAAUCAGUUUAUAGGAGAUGAAUCUCAAGAAUUUAUUGAAAAAUUUAAUGCAGCACGCCAGCAUGUUCUAAAUAUUCUUAAUCGCUAG
Molecule: messenger RNA, 192 nt
Organism: Racocetra persica
Lineage: Eukaryota; Fungi; Glomeromycota; Glomeromycetes; Diversisporales; Gigasporaceae
Source: the annotation of a GenBank genome assembly